Brassica oleracea var. oleracea is the source of this 1149-nucleotide messenger RNA. RefSeq names its product nucleolin 1-like. NCBI's taxonomy places the organism in Eukaryota, Viridiplantae, Streptophyta, Magnoliopsida, Brassicales, Brassicaceae. The coding region runs from base 1 to 1149 and encodes 382 amino acids. The record is from RefSeq and is a predicted model, not a curated record. The transcript has 4 exons.
AUGUCGCUAAAAACUCGGGUCGCCAAGAUGAAAGAAAAAGCGGAAGCGUCGGAGAAGAAGAAGAACGCCGACGUGAAAAGAAGAAAAGGAGCGGCAGCGAAAAGGAGAGCCGCCAUUAAGAAAAAGAGAAAAGCGGCGAAGAGGAGUGAAACCACAGAGAAGAAGAGGAAGCGAGACAGUGGUCUGGACGGUGGGUCCUCGUCGAAUCCAUCCAAGAGGACUCGGAACCGUGUGAGAGAAACCGCAGCAUCUCCACCGGAACAUCAAGGCGUUCAUGCCCCCACACCAGCAGCAGAAUUGCCUUCUCAGGGCGAUAGCGAGGGUACACCACGCCCAGUGAUUCCGAGUCAGCCACAAAAAUCGCCAACACCAACUCAUGCAGCGAGUGAGGCCGAGAAUCAACAACAACCUCGAGUAACCUCAGGCUCUUCCACAAAGAGUCCUUCACAUCGUGUAGACGAGCAGAACGGUGAGGAGAUUGGAUCUAACAACAGAGAUUCAAAUGCACCCGAGGUUGCCAUUGAUAAUGACGCUCUAAGAACGGAGAUUUUUCAUGUGAGGGAUCAGUUUCGUGAUGGGAUCCCAGAGAAGGCACAGUGGGUAUUUCCUGGGUUUAUCAACCCUUUGGAGAUAUUAGCAUUUGAAUGUAUCCAUGUCCUUAGAAAUAGAUUCAUAGAGCCUGUUCCAAACUGUCCUGAUGGUUGUUCAAGAAUGUGCAAAUGGAAGUUCAAGAGGACCGGAACAACAGGAUUUCUACUUGACAUGAUUUAUCGGAUGCUAGGAAACACAAAGGAGAUUAUCAGUAUUUUGGAACCACAAGGAUAUGAAGCAGACCUUUUGUAUGAAAUAAUGGAUGAAGGGAUUUAUGAAGACUUGGAGCUGAUAGAUGAUUCGGAUACGUCAGACAUAGUUGUUGACAGUUGGAACAAGAUCCUACUAGAACCAGGGAGUAAAAUUUUCUGGCCGGAUCUAUUCGAGAUGGAUGUGAGAACCCGAGAGCAACAAGAGCAAGCAGAAGGCGAGGCAGGGGGCGAGGCAGGAGGCGAGGCAGGGGGCGAGGCAGGAGGCGAGGCAGGGGGCGAGGCAGGAGGCGAGGCAGGGGGCGAGGCAGGAGGCGAGGCAGGGGGCGAGGCAGGUCGUGAGAAUUAA